AUGGGUACUUACACUGUACGUGUUGUCAAGGUAGAGUGCAGCAAGUACAGUACAACUCUGACUGCGCCGGGGCAUUGCUUGCCAAUAGGUUCACAGAUUCGUGUCACAGGAGUACCAGAGCUUGAGACAGAGCGGCUGAUUGUAGAUCACAUCAAGGGCAACACAUUCACAAUUUGUCGGAAUGUAUCUGUAGAGAUUGCACAAGUCGAUGUGGCCAACUCAAUUGUUCGCACGCAGCGACCUCAUCAGAUCAGCGACACAUAUUAUGGAGUUAAGCUUCGUGUCGAGUCGGGUGUGUCAUCGACUUAUCAUAUAGCGGAGAUUAUCGAUGAUGUCUCGCUUCGACUAGAAGACUACUGCAAAGCCAGGAAGGGAUUUGUUCCAGCCAAGCUACCUUCAGAUCUCACAGGAACAUUGAGCCGAGAGCACUGCAGUGUGGUUCUUCCUGAGGCUUGCAGCGGAAUUGGUGGUUUGGUAUCUCUGAUGUGUCAGCCACCUUGGCCGGAUGGAACUUGUAUUCGAGAAUGGCGUGCCGCACUUCGUGCAGCGCGGACCUGUGGCAAGGUCUUGUUGGAAGACCGAUGUCUCCUUGGGCCGGAGAUCCCUGAGAUGCCUUUGCUCCAGGUUGGACAAAGCGGUUGGGACGGUUGCAAAGGGACUUUCCAUCGCACCGGUCACUUGCAAUACAAGCUUGAGCCAGGUCUUGUCUCAAUUGAAUAUAUCCACGAGCUUGGCUGGUGUCUCCUUGCAGAGGUUUUGCCACUUUAUCCUCUGGAUGAGCAGCGGCUGUACUUGGGUCUUGACGACUGGGAUGGGCCGCAGUUGCUUUACGUCUGCCAAGAUUCCAACGUGCUUGGUCGCUGGGAGCCGGUGAUUGGCCCGGCACCAGGCCCAGAGGUAAAGGUUUAUACAAGACUGGAAGUGAGAAUUUUACAUGCUGACUUGUCUGAUGCCCAAGAAUCCUUCCUCGUAUCGAAUCCAGGCAUUGGUUCAAUGGUAUUGGACACCCUCUUCAAUUUUACCUCUGCAGAUUGGCGUGGUGGAAUUCGGAAUGGAAACGUUUGGGGGCUGAGCGCUGUUGAAGCUAUGUUAGAAGCAUUGCAGUUGUGGCACCAUUUAAAAGCUUGCUGUGCUGCAUGCCGUGCGUGGCGUGAAGCCUUGCAACCUUUUGGGAACUUGACCAAGAUAUGCCAUCAUGCCUUGCACAUCGAUCCCCAGCUUAAGAUCUCAAACCUACCUUCGCAUCAGGACAUCGUUCGGGCAAUUAUGUUUGCUGCAAGCACCUGGAACAAUGGUCUGGUCAUUACGAAUUCACCGGAUUUCUUGGGUCGUGCCUGGCCAGCAGUAGUCUCGAAAAUUCGCCUCACCAGUGAAAUGGGUGAAGGUGAAGACGAAUUCCUUUACGGGCCAACGCCAGCACUUCUGAACAAGCAUGCAGAUGCAUUUUUGCAAGCAGUCCGCCAGAUGCUCUACGGCAUUCCUUUGCCCUGGCAAACAAGGCCAGAUACUCGUGGGCUCAUUACGAUGGCCAGUGGGCAGAGAUUUGCAGAAUGUGAUCUCUUAGAGAUGGUUCGACCCGAACAGAGAAUUACACUAUACAUAAGUACCAACGAAGAUGGGCACUUGCAGUUCUUGUCCCUUGAUGGUGUACCACUUCUACUACACACUCACAUAGACUCAUUGGUGCAAAGAGGAUUACGUCCAGUGUCCUCCACACGUCGAUGGACCUCUAGCCGUGUGAAGCCACGGGAGCCCAAAGAGCCAUGCGGCUUUCCAUACUGCGGGAAAUUGUCAAUUCCGUGUCAUUUUUGUGAACGCGACAAAGAGGGUAGAACUCGUUUGGGUGCUUCUCAACUGGCAGGCGGUCAAACAAUUGAUUUCGUGGACAUGAACGGUGCAAAGAUCACCUUGGAAAUUGAUGUGAAAGUCCUUCCUUUCUUUGCCACCUCCAAAGAUCCUUCUCUGAUUCCCCAGCUGAAAAGGUGGAUCCCAUGGACCGAGACCGAGAGCGAGACUGAGAGUGAGUGGAACCCGUCGGAGGACGAGACAGAUGCCAUGAAUUCGGAUGGGUCCGAGCAAACUCCGCCAAGACGGCGGGUCAUUGGGAAGCAAUCCCCACCUGCGUGGUAUAGAGGCUGA
Messenger RNA from Durusdinium trenchii, 2139 nucleotides. Lineage: Eukaryota; Dinophyceae; Suessiales; Symbiodiniaceae. The record is from the annotation of a GenBank genome assembly.